CCGCCGGUCAGGUGUCUGUCGUGAAUUGACGCUGGACGCUGGAGAGGAACAGGAUAUUAGCGUUGUAAACUUCGGCUCUGCUGCACAGAUUUGCGAGCAUGGUUUCCCUGAGCUUCUCGUCCAUCGUUACAUUCGUCCUGAUCGCUCUAAUCUCAGUGUUGAUCGCUGCCGACGGCACCGUGGCACAGUGGCGACCGAACACACGUUACGGCAAGCGAAGCGACGACUUCCCGGCCGGUCUGACAGUGUACGAAAACGACAUCGUUAGGCGGUGGGAUCCACAGACGCGAUACGGAAAGAGAGCAGAUUUCGACACGGAGAGUAAAUUAAACAUAGCAGGUGUAACGAACCAGGAUGAUAACGUCUCAGACGAAAGCUUUUCCUGCGUGCAUACAGGCGUGGAAAACCUCUACCGAUGUUUCAGGAAAUCAUGAGACAACCCGUGUUUUCAUCACUCGCCGUUCAGUAUCAGCUAUGGAACAGAGAGACAGUGCCGCAGCAAAGCGACCCAUUCUCGCAAAAGCCUAACCGCACAGCCCUACAGCAGAAUAGCCAAUUUCAAAUUGGUUAAAUAAAACGGAAACAAGAGAUAACGGGCACAAUUCUUAUUAUUUAUUCUAACGUCGUGUAUUGUAUGGCGGUUAAUGAUGGUGUAGGCAACCUCUCACGUGUUACUGUAAUAAUGCAUAAAACGCAAAAAUGCAGUUGAAUUAACAUUGACACGUUUCUCGUGUUGUCGUAGAUAGAAAAUAUACCUAUAGCAGAUUAAGUUAGAGCCGGAUUGAAAUCGUAUUUAGACAAACAAAUAAUGAAAAUAUGAAUGUAAUAUCUAUUACAUUGAAAAUUGAAUACAGUGUAAAGUUGUGUAGAAAUACCAUUCCAAAACCUAUUUCUUGAUUCAUGUAGUAGGGUAGUACUACUUCUGACGCGUGACCUUUGUGUGAAUCAUCAAGGAUGUCUGUAAUGACAAAUUAUGACCUCAAUCCAUAUUAAACAUUAUUAUUCUUAAAUA
Molecule: messenger RNA, 1012 nt
Organism: Priapulus caudatus
Lineage: Eukaryota; Metazoa; Priapulida; Priapulimorpha; Priapulimorphida; Priapulidae
Exons: 5
Coding region: 99-434 (111 amino acids)
Source: RefSeq, a predicted model, not a curated record